Messenger RNA from Theobroma umbraticum, 2986 nucleotides. The record is from RefSeq and is a predicted model, not a curated record. NCBI's taxonomy places the organism in Eukaryota, Viridiplantae, Streptophyta, Magnoliopsida, Malvales, Malvaceae.
AUGGUGUGGAAUUGCCAAGGUGCUAGUGACAACCAUUUUGUCAAGUUGAUUAGAGACUUUGUGAAUCAAUAUCGUUGUUCCAUGGUUAUUAUAAUAGAGCCAAAGAUUAGUGGGUUUCAUGCAGAAAAGGAAAUUGUUAAUAUAGAGGUGAUUGCGAAUCACUCACAAUAUAUUCAUAUCACAAUAGAGCAUCCAGUGGGAAAUCUUUGGAACUUAUCUACAGUUUAUGGUCAUCCGAAUCCAUCUAUUAGAACUACCUUGUGGGAGGAGCUUGCAAGAUUUGCUAGGUCUGUUACAAAACCAUGGUUGGACAAUAGGAAAGGAUUAGCAGCUGUAUUUGUUGUAAAAAUGGAUACCCCAUUUUCUCCCUUCUCUUUAUUGGCCUUGGGGUUGAUGCUACUGCUGGAAACAGCAGCAGCUGGAAGUGUUGACAUUGGGGAAGAUCACCAGGUUAAGGGUAUCAUAGGUGCUAUUGUGGACGAUGGCUCCAGGAUUGGUAAGGAAGAGAGAGUAGCCAUGGAAAUGGCGAUGGAAGCUUUCAAUGACUACAAUAAUCAAAGCCUGGUUUUGCUUGUAAGAAACUCUCGGAAGAAACCUAUUCGGGCAGCUGUUGUUGCAACGGAUCUUAUCAAGACACAAGGAGCAAAAGCCAUUCUUGGACCACAAACAUGGGAGGAGCUGUCAUUAGUUGCUGAGAUUGGUUGCCGAAACCACAUCCCCGUUCUUUCUUUUGCUGAUAUGACUCCAACAUGGGCAACAGAUAAAUGGCCCUUCCUACUUGCAGCUUCACCCAACCAGCAUGCAGAAAUGCAAGCCAUAGCUUCUAUUGUCCAGUCGUAUGAGUGGCAUCAGGUUACUGUGAUAUACGAAGACAUUGGUUCAUCAUUGAGUGGAGUCAUACAUCUCUCUGAUGCAUUAAGAGAAAAAGGUAUAGAACUUAAUCAUGUUGGUCUCCCUCCUGUCGGUUCUCCGUCACUCACCAAAGAGCUUGAGAGACUUAAAGGAGAGCAAUGUAGAGUCUUUGUAGUUCAUUUGUCCUCGUCAUUGGCUGUUCAUCUCUUUAAAAGGGCAAAGAGGAUGAAGAUGAUGGAAAAGGAAUAUGUAUGGAUCACUACAACUAAAUUUACAAACCUUAUUCAUUCUGUAAACGCCUCCACCAUUGCCACCACCAUGCAAGGAAUUGUAGGAGUUAAAAGCUAUUUCUCCUAUAAUUGGCAUUUUCAAGAUUUUCACUUCAGGUUUCGUAAAAGGUUCAGCUUAGAACAUCCUGAAGAGAGUAACCAAGAGCCUGGAGUUUAUGCAGUGCAGGCAUAUGAUGCCUUAUGGAUGUUGGCUCAAGCAAUGAGUGAAGGGAAAGAGGGGGAACUGUUAUUAGAAGAAAUUUUACAUAGACACUUUCGCGGAUUAAAUGGAAAGGUUCAUCUCAUCAAUCAAAAGGUGGCUCCUACAAAUAUAUUUCAGAUAAUAAAUAUCAUAGGAAGAAGUUAUAGAGAACUUGGAUUUUGGUCAGGUAGUAUGGGUUUCUCGGAAAAAAUUGAUGACAAUGCAAACCACAGUCUUUCUAUGAAGGACUUAGGGCAAGUGUUUUGGCCAGGGGGGUCUUCAAAUACUCCAAGAGGAUGGAAUUUGCCAACAAAUUCCAAACCAUUGAGAGUUGGUGUUCCUACUACGUCCUUUUUUAAAACUUAUGUGGAUAUACAAUAUGACCAAGUGAAAAAUGAGACUUCUAUCAGUGGCUUGGCGAUUGAGCUCUUCAGCAAAACUGUGAAGCAGUUGCUGUUCCCUUUGCCUUAUGAUUUGAUUCCUUUCAAUGGCACAUAUGAUGAACUGGUGAUGCAAAUUGAUUUGAAGCAGAACUUUGAUGCAGUAGUUGGUGAUGUAGCAAUUAUAUCAAACCGAUACAAGUAUGCAGAAUUCACUCAGCCCUUCACUGAAGCAGGACUGGUAAUGGUUGUUCCCCUUCAAUUAAAAGCAAGCAACAGAGCCUGGUUAUUCAUGAGGCCUUUCACAAAGGCCAUGUGGUUUCUAAUAGUAAUCAUAAAUAUCUACAAUGGUUUUGUUGUGUGGCUAAUAGAGCGACACCACUGCUUGGAGUUUAAUGGCUCUGCAUUAAAUCAAGCCGCAAGCCUGCUCUGGUUGUCCAUCAGCACACUCUUCUCCUAUCAUGGCGAAAGGCUUCACAGCAAUUUGUCGCGCAUGACUAUGGCAGUGUGGCUAUUUGUGGUACUAGUCCUUACUCAGAUUUAUACAGCUAACCUUGCCAGUAUACUCACUACUCAAGCCGUUGAACCCACUUUGAGUGGCAUCGAGUCCCUGCAAAAAAGCAAUGCAGUGAUUGGUCACACCCAGGCAUCAUUUGUCAAGAGAUAUUUGGUGGAUGUCUUGCACUUCAACCCCCGAAACAUGAAGAAUUAUACAUCCCCCGAAGCUCUUGCCGAUGACCUUGGAAACGGAGCUGUAGCAGCUAUAUUUCUCGAAUCUCCUGUGGCCAAGUUAUUUCUAGCAAGAUACUGCAAGAGCUUUACCAUGGCUGGCCCAGCAUAUAAAGUGGGAGGAUAUGGAUUUGCAUUUCCGAAGGGAUCUCCACUGCUUCACAGUGUAACCAAAGCACUACUAAAUUUAUCCGAAACCGGCAAGCUACAAGAACUAGAGAACAGCAUGAUUGCAGCUCACUGCACAGAAGUGGGUAUCAGUGAGGACAUUAACAGUCUUAGCCCCGACAGUUUUUGGGCACUUUUCUCACUGACAGGAUGCAUUUCGACAUUAGCACUCAUAGCAUAUGUUAGUCAUUGCAAUUGGGAAAGAAAUCAUUAUAUUUUUGCAAACUGGAUCCUGAUGUUGUCUGUAAUUAGAAGCUGGGCCAACACCCAGACUAAUAAGCUGUUCUCAAAGAAUGUUAGAAAGGUUCCAGAAACACCUGCAAACACAUUGCAAUUAUGGACUCAUGUUUGAACAUUGGAGUCAUUGCAUAGAAGCUAAAACCUAU